Messenger RNA from Tetranychus urticae (two-spotted spider mite), 2291 nucleotides. RefSeq lists its product as uncharacterized. The record is from RefSeq and is a predicted model, not a curated record. Lineage: Eukaryota; Metazoa; Arthropoda; Arachnida; Trombidiformes; Tetranychidae. Gene Ontology annotation, molecular function: acyltransferase activity, transferring groups other than amino-acyl groups.
AUCAGUUUUAUCUUGCUGUUCAUUCGUAAAUUUGAAUGUGUUUAUCUGUUACUAACUCAUUGGGUUGUCUAUAUUGUUUGUGUACAAAGUGUUCACCAGUUCAAGGUAAAAAGUCUCUGGAUUGCAGGAUGAAAAUCUGUAUGUCAGGAUAGCAAACAAGAAAACAAGUAAACAAAGUUACCAAAAAAAACAGUGGUUUACUUAGCAAAAAAAAGAAGGGAAAAUGGUUUAAACCAGGAAACCAGAAUAUUGUUUCUUAGCCAUUGUCCUGUCUUACCAGUAUUACAAUGUGAAUUAUAUCUGGUCAGUAAACCAAUUGAAGUGACUGGUGAAAAGUAGAAGGAAAGAAAUCAAAAUAGUCCAAUUGUAACAUCUAGACAUUGAACAUCUUGAAAUGUUUUCCCUUUGUAUAUCAAACGAGAAAAAGUUUAACCAUUCCACCAAAGGAACCCUAACUGUUGUUCCGGUUUACGUUGAAUUUGGUUCAAUAUAUUCGCUUAAAUCAUCAUCCAACUCUGAUGCUAAUCAAAAGAUUGAAAGUGCUGACGCUGGUAUUGAGCUAUUACACACUGUGGCUGGCUUGUAUUACAAGAAUCUUCCCAAUAUACCUUUAAACAUAAUCUAUGAAAGUCUUUGCAAGGAAGGUGUUAAGACGUUGCUUCUUCUCCGUCAUGGUGAAGAAAUUCUGAAGGAAUGGAAAGAUGAGUUGAAAAGCAGGAAAAAUGUUACAACAGAAGAGCAAUUUCUGGAUAAAAAAGAAUCAAUUGGAACUGAUUUUUGCAGUCAAAGUAAAUUGGCAAGUCCAGAUGAGUUGACAUGUUCAUCAAUAAGCAGCGGAUUUCCGAGCAAGGAAACUUGGUCACCAUCAAUUGAAGAGAUUUCAAUAUUAACAAGUAGCUGUUCGAAAACAUUUUCAUCUGGAAUCAUUUCGGAUUUGGAAGAUGAAUGUGAAAAGAUGUCCCUUGAAACGGAACAAAUGACAAGCAAUAACCUUUACCAUGAAAAUAACAGUGAGAGUAAAUUAUCGAGCAAUAUUAGUAUAUUUUCAAAAGAUUCCGAGGCAAGGUUACCAAAGGAAAAUGUUGCUUCAUGGAGUCAAACACCAACCUACAGAGAUCUGGAAGCAAAGAUUGAACGAUGUUUUGAUGAUGAUUACGAUGAUAAGUCAACCAGUGAUGAUGGUAACUGGAGUAAGACGACUGAAACUAGAUUAACAGAACUGCUGAAGAGUGGCGAAAAAUUUUUAAACUCAGUAAAUGAGAGAAAAAAUAAACGCAUUUCUCUUCGAUCUCCAGAACAGUUGGAUUUAAGUCAUGUUGCAAUUGAACAUCGAGUCAUUGGAGCCAUUUCAUUUCAUAAAGAUUACAGACUUCCCUCGAUGCCAAUUAUUUUCAUCGAUUGGUUAAUUGUCCGAGAUUCUUAUCGUCACUCUAAAAUAGGAUCAUACCUUGUGAAGAAAAUCAAAAGCUCAUCACUUGUAGGAAGUUACCAUUUAAUGUGUGUAAACUCAUUAUCAACUGAAGCAACUAGAUUUUUCCGGGCUCUAGGCUUUAUCCAGGAUGAUAUUUCUGAAUGCCGUCUAAGGCCUUUACUAUCCAGAAAAAUGGUCUCACCAGUUGAGACUUCCCUAUCAACAUUACUAUUUUAUUAUCCAUCUUACCGGGUUAAUUCAGUUUCAAUGUUUUCUAAUGAUUCUCUGUGGUUUGAUGUUUCACUUAAAUCAAUAAGUGAUGAGAUUGAUUUUUGGAGGGAAAGAUCAGUUGAAUCCUAUCAUGACCAGAUAACAUUGGUCUUGCGUCUUAAAUCAGAGAUUGUUAAACUGCAUAAUCAACUGAGACAACGGGAUAAACAGUUGAAGGAAAUUAAACAAGAAAAUAAAGAGCUUCGACAUAUUGUUACUCAGAGCAAUGCAAUGGCUGCUAUAAGCACAAUUGAUGAACUUGGAAGUUUGUUUGAAAGCAUCAAAGAUCUAUGCAGUGUUGUACGUUAACUUUGACUUCUGGUUGAAACAAAUAUUCAGACAUGUAAUCUAAAAUUCAUUGGUUAUUGGAGACACUUUUGACACUGUUAACCUGAUGAGCCGAAAGCAUCAUCGCAACCAUAAAUUAUCUAUCAAUAGAUAUUGACGAAGCACAAUUAGAUUAAAUACUAAAACAAUAAAUGAUCUUUACCUUCCUUAUUUUCCCGAAAACUUAAAAACAACGAUUCUGUCAAAUUUGUUUACCUCUUCAUUUCACUGUACAAUUAUAUGAUUAAAACAUGACCCUAACUAAUUGGAAUCUAUUCAUGGA